Saccostrea echinata is the source of this 2643-nucleotide messenger RNA. RefSeq names its product zinc finger protein 224-like. Bases 144 to 2633 code for a protein of 829 amino acids. Gene Ontology annotation, cellular component: nucleus. The record is from RefSeq and is a predicted model, not a curated record. The transcript is spliced from 2 exons. NCBI's taxonomy places the organism in Eukaryota, Metazoa, Mollusca, Bivalvia, Ostreida, Ostreidae.
UUUUUCAUUUUUCGAUUUAUUGAAAUAGAAAGCUCAAGAGAUUAGGAUGGUUUAAGAACAGGCGAGUUAAUAUAUUUCAUGCAAGAACAAACCAGUAACAAAGUUGAAACCACACAAGCAAUGAAUCAUAACAAGCAUUAAUAAUGGAAAAUAAGUCUCAAAAAAGAUUUCCGUGCUUACAGUGUAAGAGAACAUACAGUCGUAAACAUGAUAUGGAAAGACAUGUCGACAUUUGUCACACCGCUACCGCAGACAAGCCUUUCAGGUGUGAGCAGUGCAAGUUUGUGUUUAGUACAGAAGAAAAGUUAAGAACUCAUGAAAAUGAUCAUUCACAAGAAAUGAAAUUCCGCUGUCAAAUUUGUGACAAGGCAUUCAAAACCAGUAACACUUGGAAACGGCACAUGAGGGCUCAUCUUGAUCCAAAGCCAUUCGUUUGUCAGAUAUGUCGGCGUGAAUUUGGACGUGAGCACGACAUGUAUAGACAUACAGUCAGGAUGCACACAGGGGAGAGGAAGUUCCAGUGUGAUAUGUGUCCUUCUAAAUUUGCAUGGUUCAGCGACCUGACCAUUCAUAAGCGUCGUCACAAUGUUAUGGGAAAAUUCAGGAAAAGAAGGAAGUUAGGGGCAAAUGGAGAUGUUUCAAAAAAAGUGAAAAAGAAAGUUCAAUUGAAAAAGAAAGAAGAAAAAGCUGAACAUGUUAACCAGCUUGUGUGUAAAAUGUGUUCCCAGUCCUUCACAAGCUUUUCUUCCUUACAGCUCCAUAUUUGUGACCUCGGUUCUUCCGUCGAGGAGGUCGAGGAGAUUAGAGAUGAUUUAGUCAGUUCUAAAAAUAACCACACAUGUGAGGAAGAUACGGAAUCAUUUUCAGCUUUGCAACAUCAAAAAUGUGAUAACAAGUCAUCUUCAAAAAUUCAAGAAAAUAGAGAGUCAGAGAAAGGCAGAGAUUCUUUUGAGUUGGAUAAAGGAAGUGACCAGGGACAUGCUGAAGAUUUCAUUUUUGAGAAGGAUCAUGUUGAUAGCAUGGGAGAUUCUGAUUUUGAUACUGAAAAUGUUGAUUCUUUAGAAAAUAGCAACACUUUAUCCUCCAUAACUAAUACCAGUAGGCUAUGCAGUCCAAAAAGUAAUGCUCCUCAAAAUAAAGAAAUUGAGAAUAUCAGGUCAUUAUCACAAAGUGUUGAGUCAUUGGUCACAGAAAAAACAGUGAAUGGUGUAGUGCCAUCAACUGACACUAUGGAGUCAAAGAAUCCAGGUGAACAAAGCAUACCACUGACAGACAUUGAGAAUCUGGAUACAUAUUCCGAAUCUAAUAUCAACAUUAAAUCCAAAAAUGAUGAGGUUUUAAAUCUCCAAUGUCAUGUGGACAAAAAUCCAGAAUCUCUUAUCCAUAUGAAUAAGAACUCCACAUCUAAUGUUUGUGUCAUUCCAUUUGCAGAAGUUGAUGCCUGUCAAGAAUCUAAUGUUCCAAUAAAUGGUAACAUUAAUGCUAACUCCAAAAUUCAAUUGAUUACAAAUUCAAAAUCUGAACAGGAUAAAACAAUGGAAAUCAGUGAUGAAUGUCUCAAAUGUAAAGUUUGUCAAAAAGAAUUCAGCAAGUUUUCCGCACUUCAGCUUCAUUUGUGUGAAGAGUCUUUAAACAAAGAAGAGAGUUCAAAAAUACGAAACCAUAUCACUGGAGACAUACUAUCUCAUUCCAAGGACAUGAAGAAAAUGGAGAGACCUUCUCAAAACUCAAGUCAAUUGGAAAGGAUGGUUACACGAUCCAAGAGCUUUAACACUAAAACUUCCCAAAACACCCCCAGUCUGAAGAUGUCAACGGUAACUAUAUCAAAGGGCAGUGUCAAAAAGGAGAAAGGAAGGUCAGUGAAAAAAAUAGAAUCAAGCCCAGGAUCAUCAACAAAGGAAAAAAUCAUACCUGCCAAAAAUUCAACAGAUCAACUUCCCUACAGAUGUGAGGAAUGCUCCGAGAUGUUCUUGAAGCUUCAUGAGUUAAAGAAACAUUCUUUGAUGGAACACAAGAAAAAAGUUACUUUCACUUGCUCCAUUUGCAGAAAGGUUUUUGAAACAAAGAGCAAACUGGAGAUUCAUCUUUAUUCUCAUGAAUCUGUUCAACCACAUCAAUGUGAAGACUGCGGUCACAAAUUUAAACAUAAGAGAGAUUUAUUGAGGCAUAAACUAAAUCAUGGUGACGAAGGACCAUUAUUUAAAUGCUCAUUUUGCCGAAAAGAAUAUUCCCGCCAAUAUGACUUAAGGAGGCAUAUUGAGUGUGUCCACCCAGCAAAAGCACCUUAUCGAUGUGAAAUUUGUCAUGCUGCUUUUACAAAUUCAGAAGAAUGCAAUAAGCAUUUAACAACCCAUGAAAAGACUCAUCCAUACACAUGCGAUAUAUGCCAAAGAGGCCUUAGCUCACUUCCAAUUCUUAAACGACAUAUGAGGAUGCAUUCAAAUGAAAAGCUGUAUUCUUGUCCAGAAUGUAACAAGGGCUUUAAUCGAAGGCAUGACAUGUACCAACAUGCAAAGAUCCAUGGGACAGAAAGAUUUACAUGUGAUCUAUGUUACAGGAAGUUUGUUACAGACGGAUAUUUACGUAAACAUAUGAAAAAGAAACAUGGAUUAAGCAAUAAUCCUAAUAACUAGCAAUAAUGAA